This is a messenger RNA of Clunio marinus, 642 nucleotides long. Lineage: Eukaryota; Metazoa; Arthropoda; Insecta; Diptera; Chironomidae. The record is from the annotation of a GenBank genome assembly.
AGUUUUUCGAAAACAUUGUUAAUCAUCGUCAUCAAUAUUGUGAAAGUUGAAAUUUUAUUUUAUAAAUUACCUAGCCAUGGUGGACGAAGGAACUAAGAAAACUUUACAAUCUAUUCCAUUGCUUCAAACAAGAGCAAGUCCGAGAGACAAAGAUUUAUGGGUUCAAAGGCUCAAAGAGGAGUUUAUGGCUUUAAUUAAAUAUGUACAGAGUAAUAAAGCAUCAGAUUCAGAUUGGUUUCGAUUAGAAAGUAAUAAAGAAGGAACAAAAUGGUUUGGUAAAUGCUGGUAUGUGCACAAUCUUCUAAAAUAUGAGUUCGACGUAGAGUUUGAUAUACCAGUUGCUUAUCCGACAACGGCUCCUGAAAUCGCUUUACCGGAGCUUGAUGGAAAAACAGCAAAAAUGUAUCGUGGUGGAAAAAUUUGUCUUACUGAACACUUCAAACCACUUUGGUCGAGAAAUGUCCCAAAGUUUGGAAUAGCUCAUGCAAUGGCUCUUGGAUUGGCACCGUGGCUGGCAGUGGAAAUACCCGAUAUGAUUGAAAAAGGUAUCAUCACAUAUAAGGAAAAGGGAGAAACAUCAAGUUAAUUUAUUUAUUUUUUAAUUCAAAAAUAAAGAUCAAUAAUUUCUUGUUUUGUAAAAAA